Molecule: messenger RNA, 1762 nt
Organism: Dioscorea cayenensis subsp. rotundata (Guinea yam)
Lineage: Eukaryota; Viridiplantae; Streptophyta; Magnoliopsida; Dioscoreales; Dioscoreaceae
Product: purine-uracil permease NCS1-like
Exons: 2
Coding region: 170-1501 (443 amino acids)
Biological process (GO): nucleobase transport; transmembrane transport
Cellular component (GO): plasma membrane
Molecular function (GO): nucleobase transmembrane transporter activity
Source: RefSeq, a predicted model, not a curated record
UAUUCUAGGCAGACUUCUAAUUAAACACCUUAUCUGUUGAUGAAAAUCAUGAAUGGAGGAGCCAUCUCCACAACAUGGCAAAUGUUUCUGGCCUUGUUUUUCAUUCUUUAGAUACAUAACUUAAGCAAACAACCACAAAUUAAUAUCAUCAGCAUCAAAGGUGAAGGACAUGAUUCAACACUCCCUGAGGCCAGUACCUGAAACAGACCAAACCUUAACAAAAUGGGACAUAGCUGCACUUUGGUCAGCCACAGUGAUGAACAUCCCUUCCUUCUACUUUGCAACAAGCCUUGUUGACCUUGGCUUGUCAUGGUGGCAAGCAGUGCUCUCAAUCACAAUAGGAAGCAUCAUCCUCUUAGUCCCCUUCAUCCUCAAUGGCCUUCCGGGAACUCAAUAUGGCAUCUCUUUCCCUAUCUACCUUCGGGCGGCUUUUGGUGUCAAAGGAGCUCAAAUUCCGGCCAUCAUCCGUGCUCUCUUCGCCUGUGGAUGGAAUGGCAUCGAGACAUGGAUCGGCGGUCAAGCCAUCUUCCUUUCCCUCCCUUCAUCACUCACCACAUCUUCUUAUGCCCAACCCAUCAACUGGCUUGGCACUUCCAUGCUUGAAUUCUCAUGCUUCAUCAUCUUCCUCAUUGUCCAACUAGCUCUUGCAUGGAAAGGCAUGCAUGCCAUUAGUGUUUUAGAGAAGUUCUCAUCUCUUAUUCUUUUUCUCCUAACUUGUCUCCUCUUUGCAUGGGCAUGCUACGAAGCUGGUGGCAUUAAAGCCAUGCUGAUCAGCACAAGCUCAACCACUAGUUCGCACUCUUCUUCCUCACUAGUGCAUGUAUACUUAUCAUCUCUCACUGCAAGCAUCAGUUCAUGGUCUGGCAUCUCUCUCAACAUCUCAGACUUCUCUCGUUUUGCUAAAAGUCACAGUGAUGAAAUCCUUGGCCUGCUGGCUAUCCCUCUGGCCUCAAUCCUCUACUCCUUUGCAGGUGUUGCAGUGACUUCAUCCACUGUAACAAUCUUUGGCCAUUUGAUCUCAAACCCAACACAACUGUUCAAGGCCAUUGGUGGAACCUUCACCAUUGUCCUUGCCACCUUUGGCAUCAGCCUUGCCACAAUUACUACAAACAUUCCAUGCAACCUUGUGGCUCCUUCCAAUGUUCUUCUCAGCCUCUUCCCUUCAAAAUUCAACUUCAUUAAUGGUGUCAUACUUUCAUCUCUGAUUUCCCUUGUUUUUCAGCCAUGGAGGAUCCUUGGUUCCAGUGAGAACUUUGUGUAUGCAUGGCUUGGAGGGUACUCUCCCAUUUCUGGCUCCAUUACAGGGAUUCUUAUCACUGAUUAUUAUCUUAUUAAGAGGAUGGAUUUGGAUGUGAAUUCACUGUACUGCGACAGUGAUCUUGGUCAUUAUUAUUAUGUUGGUGGCUUUAAUUUGGCUGCCUUUGGAGCUUUGAUCAUCAGUGUAAUGCCAUGUGUGCCUGGUUUUCUCCACAAGGGUUCUAUGUCAUUGUUUCAAAGUUAAGGCUAAGAGAAGUUCCUCAACCGCCACCACCGCUUCUUCACUUGUGGUCCCUGCAUUAUGUUGAGAAUGAGCUGUGGGGACUAUAUUCUUAGGUGUUCUAGUUGGAUAUGUCAGUAUCAGUAGUAGGGUUGAUCUUAAAUUUAUUUAUUUUGGUGCAAGUUUGAAAUGUUAGGUCUAUUUAUGUAAAAAUAUUUAGUUUCUAUCAUUUCAAAUUACCUGUCAUCUACUAUUUGAUAUUUUCUGGUGCAUGAUUGAGUCUGG